AUGGACCCCGAAAUGAACAAGCUCCUCAAAUGGAGUGUUGCCAACACACAGCCAGCUGCAGGCGCCGAUGACGAGAGCAGCAGUGCCCAAAGUCGCCCAGCAGCUGCGUCAAACCUGACCCCACAAAUGGUGAACACACUAUUCGGCGGUCCCUCCGAGGCCGACCUGAUGCGGGCCGCAAUGGAGGUCGUACACGACGACGAGUCCGACCUGGAGAACAAGUUGAUCGCAUUCGACAACUUCGAGCAGCUGAUUGAGGGAAUUGACAAUGCCAACAACCUCAUCCCGCUCAAUUUAUGGAAGCCGCUUGUCGAGCUUCUCCAGCACGACGAGACUGAACUCAGACGUAUGGCGGCCUGGUGUGUGGGAACAGCCGUGCAGAACAACCCCAAGGCGCAGGAUCAUUUCGUCGAGCUGAACCAAAUGCCUACUCUCGUCAAUCUCGCCACGACAGACUCAGACCCCGCAACCCGCAAAAAGGCCGUUUACGCUAUCUCCUCUGCGGUCCGUAACCACCAGCCUGCCUUGGAUGCUCUGCACAAGAGCCUUCCAGAAGGCUAUCCCACCGAUAAGCGCGAUGCCGCCGAUAUGGAAGGCAUUGAUACGAUCAUCGAUCAGCUGCGGUCUCACCCGACCGAAGCCUCCGCAUGA
Molecule: messenger RNA, 651 nt
Organism: Penicillium roqueforti
Lineage: Eukaryota; Fungi; Ascomycota; Eurotiomycetes; Eurotiales; Aspergillaceae
Gene: fes1
Product: Hsp70 nucleotide exchange factor FES1
Exons: 2
Coding region: 1-651 (216 amino acids)
Source: RefSeq, a predicted model, not a curated record